Molecule: messenger RNA, 1699 nt
Organism: Mobula hypostoma (lesser devil ray)
Lineage: Eukaryota; Metazoa; Chordata; Chondrichthyes; Myliobatiformes; Myliobatidae
Product: traB domain-containing protein-like
Exons: 9
Coding region: 101-1213 (370 amino acids)
Source: RefSeq, a predicted model, not a curated record
AUGCUUGGAGUUUAAUCUAGCUGUGAAUGAUAACCAAAAUCCUUGUGAAUUACUGCUUUAUUUACUGACUGAAUUGCAAAGAAAGGAAAACCAAACUAAAAUGAAAAUAAUGAGUUUCUUUCAUGGACUCUGCUGCAGAUUGGGUAAAUAUGUCAAACAAAACAGCAACAGGAAUUCAAUGUGGAGGUGGGAGAUGGUAUUUUCUGGACAAAUGCAGAACCUUGGCAUUAACCGGACAAACAUAUCUUACAACCAGGUUUACAGGAGUCUGAGGUACUUGAAAAUUAAGGAAAGAGAGGCGUGUUCAAACUUACCAGACUCUGUAACUGAACUUGUCACUGAAGAUGGGUGCAAGGUCUACCUGGUUGGCACAAUCCACUACAGUAGAAAGAGCAUAAUGGAUGUACAACAGGUUAUCCAGAUGGUGCAACCUGACGCUGUGGUGGUAGAACUUUGUAAACUGAGAGAGCCGUUUCUAACAUUAGAUGAGCGGGUCAUAGAAGAAGCAGACAAGCUGGAUUUAAACAAAAUACAGGCAUUAAUGAAGCAGCUUGGUGUGUGGCCUACUCUGUGGUUAAUUCUGUUACUGAAGAUCUCAGACAUUCUAACUAAAGAGCUGGGCAUUUUACCAGGUGGAGAAUUCAGGCGGGCUUACAGAGAGGCUCAGAAGAUCCCAUUUUGUCAAAUCUAUGUUGGAGACCGUCCAUUCCUGAUCACUUUGAAAAGAUUUGCUGCUACAAUUUCUGCCUGGGACCUGGUGAAAACGCUAAUUGGACUUGGCUUCUUUUCCCAGCCAAAUGCUAUUUGUAAAGAGGUUGUUCAGCAGAUAAAGAAAAAUCAUGAUUUCGAUCAGACUGUCCAACUGAUGAAGGCAGAGAUUCCUGCAUUGUAUCGUACUUUUGUAGUGGAACGGGACAUCUACUUAACUCAGUCGCUGAAGGAUGUAGCUAAACCCAUUUUACUACCUAAAAUUUCACCGUCUGAGCCGCAGCAGGUUAUACCAUCGGUUGUGGUAGGGGUGGUUGGAUGUGCCCAUGUGGCUGGAAUAAAGAAAUACUGGAACAAGCAAUUAAAUACUCAAGAAUUGCUCAGGCUACCAGACCCUUCUUUACUGAGCAGAAUCUUCCAGGUUACUUCUGUGGUUGCUGUAUAUGGACUGAAGACUUACUUCUAUUACAAAAUAGCACAAAUAGUGAUUUGGCUGUUUGCUUAAACUUAUGAGUGCCUGACUUGUUUCAGCAUGGUUUAUUGCAGAUGUACAGACUUAUAGAUCAUGAACCUAUUACAGUCUUUAUGGUGCUCGUACCCUUUCUAUGAAAGCAAAUUAUUGAUUUAUCAUUCCAGUUUAAGGGGUUUGUGAACUUUUCCACUGAUCUACUUUUGAAAUAAUAGCUGAGAGCUACACAAACACAGGCAAUGAAAUUUCAUUCCUGUUCACAUAAAGAGACACGGAAUCAAUUUUUCCUGUUGUAACCAAUAUGAUGAAAAGCCGUGGCAGAACUAACACUGCUCUUUUGCAGAUUAUGACAGGGGGAAAUUGGUGGUGGGUUAAUAGUGCCCUCUUUCAUGGUUAAUGCUAUAAACAUUACAGUGGGUUUACAUCCAUUGUUGGAUGACUGUGGAUUGUAUAAUUGCAUUUCUUACUACUUUGCCUGGUGGUUUGACAUUGAUUUAAUUUUUCAUUGUAUGUAAAAUCUAU